GUUGACGCUUUCCCAAGAUAAACUUUUCGGAUCCGCCCCUGCUUGAGUUUAAAACUGAAUAUGAGAGAUCGAAGAGGCGAGAUGUUGUUUGCUCUGUCUUUCUCGUUGCAAGCUUCAUCAAGCGUGGAGGCUGAGCUCCUGGCAGUGGUGAUAGCUACGAUUUGGUCGAUGAAUGCUUUCAAGUGGAGUGGAAAUGGACUCCUCGAUUGCUUGAGCUACAUUAAAGAUGGUGGUUUUGGUAGAUGGUCUAAUGCGAUUAAGGAAAUGACACUCCUCUCAAAUAGGAAAGGGGUUUUGUUCAGACAGGUGUGGCGAGAGAGUAAUUGGACAGCCCGCUACUUAGCAGCUCAUAAACCGGCCCAUCUUACACCUUUCUUUGAUAUGUAUCAACUACGUGGGCCGGUCCACAAGGCUUAUUACAUGGAUCUUUUUGGAAUCCCUUCUGUUAGAUUCAAUUUUUAGUUUUUCUGUUUUUAUUGGUUACUAUCUUUGUAUUAUAUAAGUUGGGUGAGGUCUAGCCCCCUAAUUUUUAUAUACUUUUCUAUUUC
This is a messenger RNA of Cuscuta epithymum, 548 nucleotides long. The record is from the annotation of a GenBank genome assembly. NCBI's taxonomy places the organism in Eukaryota, Viridiplantae, Streptophyta, Magnoliopsida, Solanales, Convolvulaceae.